AUGGCAAUAACAUUCACGGUACCGAAGAAACAGUUGGUACCGAUACAACACAUAAAACUUGCGAAGCUCAAGUGGGAAGAAGUCAGUGGCUACGACGAGAACCUCAACACAAUCCGUACUUACCAAGUGUGCAACGUCUUUGAACCCAACCAGAAUAAUUGGCUUCUCACCACAUUCAUAAACCGAAGGGGCGCACAUCGCAUUUACACAGAGAUGCGCUUUACUGUACGGGAUUGUAGCAGCCUUCCCAAUGUCCCUGGUUCCUGUAAGGAGACCUUCAACUUGUACUACUAUGAAACAGACUCUGUUAUCGCUACCAAGAAGUCUGCCUUCUGGACCGAGGCCCCCUACCUCAAAGUGGACACUAUUGCUGCAGAUGAGAGCUUCUCUCAGGUGGACUUUGGUGGUAGGUUGAUGAAGGUGAACACAGAGGUGAGGAGUUUUGGUCCUCUCAAUCGCAAUGGCUUCUACCUUGCCUUCCAGGAUUAUGGGGCAUGCAUGUCACUGUUGUCAGUAAGGGUCUUCUUUAAGAAAUGCCCCAGUGUGGUACAGAAUUUUGCCAUCUUUCCAGAGACUAUGACAGGAGCAGAAAGCACAUCUCUUGUGAUUGCACGGGGCACAUGUAUUCCCAAUGCUGAGGAGGUGGAUGUGCCCAUUAAACUGUACUGUAAUGGUGAUGGAGAGUGGAUGGUUCCCAUUGGGCGAUGCACCUGCAAAGCUGGAUAUGAGCCUGAAAACAGUGUGGCCUGCAAAGGUAAGCGGAUACUUUGUUGCAAUGUAAUUUGAUAACCAUUGCCU
Anolis sagrei ordinatus is the source of this 798-nucleotide messenger RNA. The record is from RefSeq and is a predicted model, not a curated record. NCBI's taxonomy places the organism in Eukaryota, Metazoa, Chordata, Lepidosauria, Squamata, Anolidae.